ACUUCUGGCAACACUAGUCGAUUCCCCCCGCAAGUAUAUACGCAAACCAGGACAUUUACUUGUAAUCGAAACAAAAAAAAAGCGAAAAUAUAUACGGUUUAAAAUAUGAUUAAUUAACAUUAUAUUCGUUAUGUGAAGGCGCUCAAUAAGAAAAGUGACACCCAAAACAAUUCACUUGUAUAUAAUAGAUGUGUGCCCGCGCGCAUGUACAUACAUAUGUUCACGUAUAAGUAUGUAUACAUACAUUCAUAAAUUAGUUUGUAUGUGCCAAGGCAAAUCUUUGCCAGUGUCAGUGUUGCAGUGUACACUUAUGUAUAACAAAUAAAAUUGUUGAUCCAUUGGCAAAGAUGUAAUCAAAUGAGAGAAUGAACCAUGAUAAUGCUACUACUACAAAUGAUUAUUAAAGAGUGGAAAAUGACAAUGCGAUAAUUUAAAUGGAUUACUACGCCAAAUACGGAGGAGGAUGCCUUGAAUAAUUUCAGGGCGUCAAACAUUAAACUAAAUCAGAGAGAGAGAGUCUAUCGUGUGUGUGUGUGUGUAUUGCAGAGUAUACAAAAAUGGGAGCAAACUCUUCCAGUGACAGCUAUCCCAUGAGCACAGGAUCUGGGGGUGCUUCAGGCAAUAGUAAUAGCAACUCAAAUGGCGGAGUAUCGGUCAUGAUGCCGCUAAGUACAGCGGCCUUAUCCUCAUCGGGUGCAACUGGCAGCGGAGGUGGUCCUGGCGGUGCCAGUAGCAGCAGCGGUGCCGGUUUUGCUUUCGGCGGAUCUCAUUAUAAUCGUGAUCAAAGACGGAAACGCGUUACUGGUUUUGCGACGCUUAAACGUAAAUUUAUACGUCGCCGACGUUCAUCAAAGGCCUGUGAUCAUGCACGCGUGUUACGCGACUUUGUCUCGGAUUGGGCACCCCUUGAAUUGGCUGCACUCUGUGAGGAGUUUGAAUCUCUGGCAGCUUUAAGGGAUCUGUCUGUGCAAGCAGAGCUCGCACGACCUCCAGCAACUACAUACAAGCAAGACCUUGCCGCACUUUACGAUUUAAAUUUGUGCACUGACUGUGAUCUUGUAUUUCGUGGAACCAUAUUUCCGGUGCAUCGUUCCGUAUUGUCAUCACGUUGUACAUAUUUUCGGGAUUUACUAUCGGGUUGUCCUGGAUUUGGAGCACGAAUUUGUCUAGAAUUGCCCACAUCUCCGAUCGAUGUUCAGCUAUUCUCAUCACUUCUACGAUAUUUAUAUACAGGCGAUUUAUGUACGCAUGAUCCGAAUAUUGACAUUAAUCUGUUGCGGCAAUUGGGCGAUGAUUUCGGUACACCCAAUCCCCUGGAACAUGAUCUCCGCUAUUUGCUGGAAACUGGCGAUUAUGCUGAUGCAGCGCUUGUAUUUACCGCCGAGUGCAGCAGCGAUGACUAUUUGCGUCAGGAUUCGGGGACCUCAGAGUAUGGUUUUCGACCGAAGCUCGAACUUCCAUGCCAUAAAGCCAUAUUGAGUGCACGUUCGCCAUUCUUUCGAAAUUUAAUUGCGCGUCGAACGCGCAACAUUGACGAAUAUGUCGAACGUUCAUUGCACGUGCCCACACGGAUUGUGCUGGACGAGACGGUUAUACCGAAGAGAUAUGCACGAGUCCUUCUGCAUGCCAUUUACCUUGACACGGUUGAUUUGACACUGAUAUUACGUGGUGCCGGAUCGGGCACCUCGGCUGGUUCUUUGGGCGAGGUGCAUGCUUUGACGAAUACGGGACGCGUGCGUCCAACCACAUUAGAGGAGGCCAUGGAGCUGUAUCAGAUUGGUCGUUUUCUUGAGCUUGAUAUAUUGGCGCAGGGUUGUGAGGAUUUGAUACUCGAAUGGUUAUCGUUGGACACACUGCCAACCGUGCUUAAGUGGGGCUGCCAACCACAUGGCUCGGCAUGGGUGUUCCGUCAAGCUUGCCAGUAUUUACGCGAGGAGUUUGCCGCAGUGAGCGCAUCGCCGGUGCUCCAUCAGUUGGAUAAGGCGCAGCUUUUGCAUGUGCUGCAAAGUAAUUUCCUGCAGGCAUCCGAACUGGAAGUAUUGCAGGCUGUACUCAAAUGGGGCGAGCAGGAGCUCAUUCGUCGCAUGGAGGACCGGGAGCCAAAUUUGCUGUCACACACAGCCCACUCAGUGGCCCGCAAGGGUGUGAAGAAACGUGACCUAAGCGAUGUCGAGUUAAGGGAGAUUCUAUCGGAACUGUUGCCAUUAGUCCGCAUGGAUCAUGUGCUGCCGCCACACAGUGAGGUGCUCUGCCAGGCAAUACGUCGAGGACUUGUCAGCACACCGCCCUCACAUAUGAUUGGCGAUGAGCGUGAGAAUUUGCGGAUCAAUGCAUGGAUUCGUAGUGGCAAAAACCAGGGAUUAUUUGUGCGUCCACGCCUCUUUAUGCCGUAUUUCGAGGAGGUCAAGGCACUGUUAGAGGAUCGGAUGUCGUCGUCGCAUCAUCAGGUGGAGCUAAUGCGUAUGCGUCGUUCGCGACAUCCACCCGAUAUACCGGAUACCCUGUAUAUGGUCUCACGCAUGAAUGCGGCAGCAAAUAAUGGACUCGGUCUGAGAACUGGGAACAUCACUUGUGGUGGAAUUGGCGGCGACAGUGCCGAGGCGCAGCUUGGAGCUGCUGCAAUACCGCCACCCGAUAGCCAAACACUUGCCGCAAUGAGAAAACGGGAGCACAAGUUGCGCCAAUCGCCAAUGUGCCAGCGUGCACUUUUGCUGCCACUCUCAUCCAAGCACGAGAUCGAUCGACAAAUUCGUCUUCGCGUUGUCCGGGAAUUCAAUCUGCCCGAUGAGGUUUCCGAUCUAUUAGAGAAUGCGCUGCAGUCAAAUCAAGGAAGCGGCGAUGUCAGCGCCACUGAUGAAUGUGGAAGUGGAGUGCCAACGACCACUCAGACAGAAACUUGUUUACUUGAAGACGAAGACCAAAGUCCGCCGCCAUCGCCAGCGGCAACAAGCCUAGCCCCGCGACACACAACAGUUGCUUCUUCAUUUCAAUCGUCCUCGUCGAUGGCCUCAUCAGCAACAUCCUCAACAUGUGGCACGGAUGUUGGUCAUCCGUUCUACAGUCGGAAUCUCACAUUUCCUCGCCAGCAUUCAAGCGGUUUGCUUGGCGUGGCCGGCCUUCUGGCGGCCAGCUCUGGCCCUGGUUUGCAGUGCAGCUAUGCUCGCCUCUCGGCAUCGGUUCAUCAUCGCAAUGAUUUGCCAGCGUUAAUUACAGAAGGUGAUUUUCGUUUUCCCCAUGGCAAUGCAAUGGGCCUGGAUAUGCGGGCCGAGGGUGGCGCCUGCGGCAUGGACUCUGGUAAUGGCCAUCUAUCUGAUAUGAUGCCCGACGUGGCCAUGGCAACGGCAUCGUUGGGUCAACUGCAUUUGACAAAUAGCGGUCCUGGAGGUUGUACCAGCAAUAGCAACACUAACCGCGGUGCUGUGGGCAACAACGAUAUGCCAGAAAGCUUGCAAUUAGAUUUGGGUGAUGGCCCCGGUCCACAUAUAAUGGGCAAUGCUGCCAGUGCUAUGGCCCUACGCAGUUUACAGCAUCAACUACCACAAAGCAACUAUCACCAUUUUAUGCAGCGUUCUAACUCACCGUUCGAUGUGCGCCAAGGACAGCAUUCUCCCGCACCACACCCCCCACAUCCUGGGGCUUACAACUCCGGACCACCCAGGUUUUUAUAGAGGCUACGAGUAGCCCCCGAUAAGGGGCUGUACUUCGGCACGCCUUUCUAAACAAACAAAAAACAUAAAAAAAAAGAAACCCAAUUAAAAUUUAAAUACAAAAGCAAAACAAAACAAAAAACAUUAGAUAAAUAAAAUAAAAUACAAAAUGUAACUAGCGUAUGAACAUUUCAAGGCUUAAAAAUACACGAUCAAACGCGUUUUUUCUGUCCCGUUAAGGGCAAAUGUAUAAAAAGAUAAUAAUUAACAAACUGGUUAUUUAUUUUGUAUAUAAAUCAAUAUAUUUAGGGAAACACCCAUUUAUUUAUUUUUCAAAUCAUGCAUGCAUAAUCAUCUUUAUAUAUAAUAAUAAUCCCUAUAGAUUGCUAUUUGAAGUGCAUCAUCAUUCAUCAUUAUUAUUUAUUUCUAUGGGGAACGUAUGUAUUUCUAGUCUGAGAACGGGAAUCUUGUGUUGGCUCCUGAGUUCUUUUAAGGUGUUCUUGUCUCUAUUAUCGUAUGAAAACCCAAAGAACAUGAGUCCCGAGCUGUUUUUCCCUGGAUAUACAUAUGUAUAUGAAUCGUAUCUUGAAGAAUUUAAAGAAUAAAUGUUUUCAAUGUUAACGGACUAAA
Drosophila willistoni is the source of this 4277-nucleotide messenger RNA. RefSeq names its product BTB/POZ domain-containing protein 7. Gene Ontology annotation, biological process: morphogenesis of a branching epithelium. Gene Ontology annotation, molecular function: protein binding. Bases 558 to 3668 code for a protein of 1036 amino acids. The transcript is spliced from 4 exons. The record is from RefSeq and is a predicted model, not a curated record. Lineage: Eukaryota; Metazoa; Arthropoda; Insecta; Diptera; Drosophilidae.